GCCAGGUGAAAGUCUACCGGAGCAUACAUGUUGAAGAUCCACCGACCUAGCAUUGACCAUCCUUUCGGCGUGGACUUAUGGAGCCUGUUCUCAGGUAUCUGUACCAAGCUGAUCGGAUGGAAUCCGUCCGAGUUUGAGUUUGUCUCUGGAAAGACACCCUUGUCAACAUGGUCGAGUGCGAUUAUUAGCAUCUCCGCGUACUAUGCCAUUAUUUUGGGAGGACAAGCCAUAAUGAAGAACAAAAAACCUAUGAAGUUACGUCGUUUUUUUCCAGAUCCAUAACUUCAUCCUCACCUUCCUCAGUGGGUUGCUUCUUGCUCUAAUUUUCGAACAAGUUUUCCCUAGUUACAUGAGAAAUGGUUUUGUUCACUGCAUUUGCGAUGCUCGCCAAUUCACCCAGCCUCUUGUCACUUUGUAUUAUCUUAACUACCUCACUAAGUACGUUGAGUUGCUCGACACGGUUUUCUUGUUCCUGAAGAAGAAACCGCUGGCCUUCUUGCACUGUUAUCAUCACGGUGUUACGGCUUUACUGUGCCUUACGCAGCUUAUUGGCCGCACCUCCGUGCAAUGGGGUGUCAUUGCUUUGAACUUGUACGUGCAUGUCAUCAUGUAUAGCUACUAUUUCCUGGCUGCUUGUGGCAAGCGUGCUUGGUGGAAACAGUGGGUUACUCGCAUGCAAAUUGUGCAGUUUGUGCUUGACCUCAUGCUUUGCUUCUUUGGUACGUACACGCACAUGGCUUUUCGCUAUUUCCCUUGGAUGCCCCAUAUGGGUGACUGCUCGGGUUCUCUUUUCGCUGCUUUCUUUGGUUGCGGUGUUUUGUCUUCUUACUUAUUCCUGUUCAUUGGUUUUUACAUUAAUACCUACAUUGAGCGCGGAAACAGAAAGCCUGAUUCGGACGGCAGUGCUCCCACGCCUGUUAAGCAGGCUGAACCCGUUGCAGUCUCCACCGCCUCUGAACCCGCUGCAUCUUCGCCCUUAUCCGCUCGUUCGCGCAAAAUUUAA
Messenger RNA from Schizosaccharomyces japonicus yFS275, 1003 nucleotides. Its product is annotated as GNS1/SUR4 family protein. Gene Ontology annotation, cellular component: membrane; endoplasmic reticulum. Bases 350 to 1003 code for a protein of 217 amino acids. The transcript is spliced from 2 exons. Gene Ontology annotation, molecular function: fatty acid elongase activity. The record is from RefSeq and is a predicted model, not a curated record. Gene Ontology annotation, biological process: nuclear membrane organization. Lineage: Eukaryota; Fungi; Ascomycota; Schizosaccharomycetes; Schizosaccharomycetales; Schizosaccharomycetaceae.